AUGAAACCAUCUAAGACGACAUCCCUUGAGGGCCAGCCAAAUUCGUUUGCCAAGCUAUUUGCAGCGCCAGCCGUUUCUUCUUCAAGAUCGAGAGCAUCUGGUAAUGAGCAUGAGUCCAUAAUCACCGAUGGUGAAGCCAUUUCAAACGCUUCCAAAAGUAGCAGACCUGGUGGGAAUCCUCUGCAUAAAGCGCCAUCAGGAGUGCCAUCUUCAUCUCUAAGGGAGAUAUCUCGUGGUGGAGAAGAACCCGAACUCACUGCUUCUACAGAGAUUCAGCAUCACAAAACGAGAGAAGAGAAGGUUAAAACUUUAAAGAAAUUGUCGAAACAAGAACCAACAAGUGAGAUUGCUGUCAAAAUUGCUUUUCUUGUUGAGUCCUUGAAUGAUUCGAAUCAUAUUACAGAAGAGAUAAUUAAAAAGUGCAAAGAAGGUGAACAGAAGUUGGAAGAUGGUUUGUUGCUAGUUAAACAAGCGCAACAGCGGUUGGAUCUGCUCUUGACGGAAAUUUCUGAUUGA
Messenger RNA from Dovyalis caffra, 516 nucleotides. Lineage: Eukaryota; Viridiplantae; Streptophyta; Magnoliopsida; Malpighiales; Salicaceae. The record is from the annotation of a GenBank genome assembly.